Armigeres subalbatus is the source of this 666-nucleotide messenger RNA. RefSeq lists its product as uncharacterized. NCBI's taxonomy places the organism in Eukaryota, Metazoa, Arthropoda, Insecta, Diptera, Culicidae. The transcript is spliced from 2 exons. Bases 110 to 568 code for a protein of 152 amino acids. The record is from RefSeq and is a predicted model, not a curated record.
UGUAAAAUUUGUUGAUACUCCACAACCUCCAGCUACGAGUAACACUGACUAUUUCAAACGUCUCAAACAAGAUCUUAACAGAAGUGAUUCCGAGUCAGAAGAGGGUUGCAUGAAAAUCUUCUCAGUUAAGUGGUUAAAUGAGCCAUGUUUUUUGCACCCGAUAGUUGAACGUGCAAGUUUAAAGAUGGAAGUCGAUUGUGGUUCGGGUGUAAGCGUGAUAGAUGAGCAGGAUUACAGAGACAAGUUCGAUUAUUUGUCCUUGGAACCAUACAACAACAGACUAAUAGUAGUAGAUGGCGCCAAUUUGGAAGUGUUGGGAUGUGUGAGAGUUUCUGUAACGGUGAACGGAAUGCGUGAGCGAGGUCUAGAGCUGGUGGUCCUGAAGAAUAUUAAGCGCUCACGUAGGAUUGUCCCGCUUUUUGGAAGGAAAUGGCUAGAUGUGUUUUUCCCGGCAUGGCGUAGAACAUUUUCAAGCGAGUUGGUUGGUCAUGUUUCGGAUAGAACAAUCGAAACCACGGUGGACGAAGUGAAGCAUUUCGCUGGGCGGCCGUCUACUUUCGGCCCAUAGACAACAGUUGCGCCUAGUUGAAGAAACCCUCCAACGAAGUACAAAUGUUUAUUUCGAUCGAAAUUCUACAGUUGACUCAGCAAGCACCACCAACCAGC